Messenger RNA from Dreissena polymorpha, 6034 nucleotides. Its product is annotated as RNA polymerase I-specific transcription initiation factor RRN3-like. Gene Ontology annotation, cellular component: nucleus. The record is from RefSeq and is a predicted model, not a curated record. Gene Ontology annotation, biological process: transcription initiation at RNA polymerase I promoter. Gene Ontology annotation, molecular function: RNA polymerase I general transcription initiation factor activity; RNA polymerase I core binding. The transcript is spliced from 15 exons. Bases 244 to 1866 code for a protein of 540 amino acids. NCBI's taxonomy places the organism in Eukaryota, Metazoa, Mollusca, Bivalvia, Myida, Dreissenidae.
UCAUACAAACGGAAGUAAACAGUAACAUGUUGCAUGAAUAAUGACAGUACAAUACACUGAAUGGUUUUGCCCACAUUCUGUUACGCAUUGACAUCAUUUUGAUAUACAAUUAUUGUAUACAAUAAUUCCCUGAGUUGAGACGGUGCAUAAUUGAAUGUUUUACUUUUUUCAUUCGAAGCGCCCAUUUAAAUAGCAUCCGGACAAGACAUAUUCGGACAUGAAUAAAUAAUCGUGUGUUUAUAAAUGGAACUAAUUGUUGAUUUCAAAUCUGUAAUUACAAAGUAUAAGCAGGGGUCAAGAAAUGAGUAUGACAGAUUUGUCAGCACACUGGCUAGUCCAGAUGUUAAGGAUGCUGUCCUUAGUAAGCACUUGAGCUCCUUGUUGUCAUGUGUCACACUGCUGGACAAGGAGCAUCACUCCCUGGUCACAGUGUUGUUGAAACUGACUUGGUGGAAAAGGCCGGCUGUUGUCAUAGAGAUGUACCAGUCAGUGAUUGUAAACCUGGUCUCGGUGCACACACACUUCCUCAGACCUUGUCUCAAGAUGGUCAUUGCAACUUUUGCUCCUGAAAUCAAGAGCACAAAGGAAUCAGAGAGUGAGGUAGAUGAGAAAACACUUCGAGCCAACAACCAAGCAUUCGUACAUGCACACAACAUGUUACAUGCUAUUACAAAAAUAGUCCCAAUGGCGGGCUCUACAGGUAUGCUGCUUCCGUUGCUAGGGGAGAUGUCGCCGUACCAGGGAAAGCCCACCUAUGUGCAGGAGUGUCACAUGAGGAACCUGCUCCACAUCACAACCUACCUACCAUCGCUACGGCAACCCAUCAUGGAGCAGAUCAUACACAAAAUGAUCUGCUAUGAUGUACAAGCACCACGCAGCAAACUGGUUGAAAGUUAUACUGAUGAGAGUGAAGAAGGCAGUAUAUUUAAAAUGGAGGAGCUGGGAUCCUGCCAGGAGGCUGCAGACAAGCUGGAUGUCAUGAUGGUGCUGCUGUUUGAGUAUGUUAAGAGUGUCUGCUUUAAGAACGAAGAACUGCAAUGGGAGGCGACCAAGCAGUUCUAUCGGGAGAUGCUGUACCUGUUUGAAAGGAUCAUCCUGCCCACCUACGCCUGCUCUCACGUACAGUUCCUCAUGUUCUAUCUGACCAGUCUCAGAUCUGAAAUCUGUGAUGGUUACCUUGACUACCUCUGGAAGCUGGUGCAGGAUCCCAACAUGCCAGCAGUGCACAGACAGACGGCAGUGACGUACAUGGGCAGUCUGCUGGCCCGCGGCACGUUUGUGGGAAUCAGGACGGUGAUGCGGACUAUCGACCUGAUGAUGAACUGGGCACAUGCGUACACGCUCACAUGUCUCGAGACUGUCAUGGCAGACCUAGUGCAUCAUGCGGCAUUUUACUCUGUUUGUCAGGCCGUCUUCUAUGUGUUUGCUUUCAGACAAAAAGAAUUGUUUGAAACUAAAAAAGGGCUGAAAUGGGCAGAGAAUUUGCAGAUUCAACAUCUUGUCCACAGCCGACUCAACCCUUUGAAAAUAUGUCUGCCAUUGGUUGUGAAAACAUUUUCUGCCAUUUGCAGGCAACAUCAGCUAGCAUUUUGUGAUAACAUCAUUCAGAGGAAUGCACGCUCCUACAUCCCAGUGGUGAGUGAUGGCACACAGAAGAUCCUGGAGGCGUAUUUUCCCUUCGAUCCAUAUCUGCUGGACAGAUCGAAACACUACAUUGAGGAGCAGUAUCGGGCGUAUGACAAAAGUAUGAACAUAGACGACUCAUCUGCAGAGGAGGAUACUGAUGAUGAGAUGUUUUUGGAGCCUGAGCUGGCUUCACCGGUGACUAUCGGCAUGGCAACCACUCCUGGGAGCUUUAUGGACUAGAACUGCUCCACAAUAGUGUGCAAGUGGUCCUUGUGAAGAGUUAGGGAUCAUCCGCAAGUAAUGGGAUGGAUGUUCGAAAGGUGCAAUCUGAUGUUUUGUAUUUAUUAAAUCCACACAAAAUUAAUGACCUAAAAUGAAGAAAGCUCAGCAAAUAAGUAUUUAUGUACAUCCUUAAUCCUAGUUUAAGUGUUGUGGUAAAUGUGCCACAGAUCAUCAUGACAUUCAAACAAAUCAGUGAUAUCACCCAUGUCAUGGCAAAAUGGGGCUUAUGUCAAAUGUGGCUAGCAUAGCUCCACAAUAGCCUGCACGAUGGCACAGGCUGGUCAAGAGCUUUCCUAUCCACUUAUGAGACUGAAAGUUUGUAUGACUUUAAAGUGGACUGGGUAGGUCUUACCUGACUGCACGAUGGCACAGGCUGGUCUGGAGCUAUUCUUACCGGAUAUGGCAUAAAACUCAUUUUCACAUCAUCUUUGCUUACAGGUUCCAUUUAUUAUUUUGAAUAAAAAUAUUUCCAGGACUGUAAUAGUGGGCCAUGGUAGUUCAACAUCUCAUUUGUGUCUGUAGCCUUCAUGGUGAUCACACUGUAUGUGAUCUUCAUAGCUCUAGUGAAUAUGAAUGUGUUCAUGUGUAAGUGUUCAUUUACUUAAACUUAUUCUGUCUUUGUUACUGGUUUGUUGAUUAUUUACAUCAGCGUUUGUUUAAAAUGUUUUAAAUAUGGUAGGAGUUUAGUGUGUAAAAUUUUUAUUAAAUUUGUUAACCAGAAAUUAAAGUACACAUGUAAACUAAUGUAUCAGGUCUCUAAAUGGAAUACAGCUUUAAUUAUGAUAGGCAUCUAUAAUUAUUGUAAUUAUCAAUUUAUCUCAGCUGUAACGUCCUCAAGGAUCUAAAUCAAUAGCGUAUCAUAAAAAGUAUGAAACUUGGAUCUGCUGGAACUCAUUACAAUAUAUGUAGAAGUUUGUUAGUACACUGAACACAAUGUAUUAGCUUAAUUUUCUCCGGCCAAAGCCAUUUCCCACAAUUUGGCAUUUCUUUUAUUGUAUUGGUAUUUGAAAAUGAAUUGUACAAUUAAUUUGAUAUUUUUCAUAUCCUAUAAGUGCAAUAUGUGAUUGAACAUUGUUAUCAAUUGUAAGGUAUUAAAAUAUUGCUCUUACUUAUGUGAAACACUUUUCUUAAUAUUUUGUCUGUUAAGUUUAUUUAAAAACAAGCUGGGUUGUAUCAACUUAUUUUAUGGUCAUUUGAAUAAAAAAUGAACACAUUUUUAAAACAUCUUUAUUAUAAUAUGUUGAUGAUAACACAAUGGUUUCAUAGUUUCUACAUGCCUGUUAUAAACAUGUGGUGUAUAAUUGGAAUACCUGCGGCAGGCGGUGUCCAGAUGAACAUUGUCUUCUCAAUAUCUCAACAAGUUUAAACUUUCCAUCAUGAAACUAGUUAAAAAUGUCUGUUUGCAUAAUAUCUUGGUCAAGUUGGAUAACAAGCCAGAUUGCAUAAAGCUUUUUAGAAGUUUGGCCCUUAAAAUAAAGUUCAAUACUCAGCCAUAUCUCCUGAAGAACUUAUUGAUUUAUCCCAAAUUUGCUAAUUUAAUAUUGUCUGCUUUCUAAUAUGUGGUUAUUUAGUUAAUAUCUUAAAUUCUCAUUAAGCUAUCUGUUUGAAACUUUUGAAACAGAGCAAGCUUAAAAGGAGACUCAGCUUUGGAUUGUGGGAAGCGGACAACGACAACGAGCGAGGCAUGGUAUUGUAAUGCGCAAGGGCGGGUUAGGGUUAGGUUUAGGGGUCGGGUUUGGGUUAGGGUUAGCAUUAACCCAUCCCUUAACCCUAACCCGACCCCUAACCCUAAUCUAACCAUAACACAGGGUUAUCUCCCCUAUACCAUGCCUCGCUCGUUGUAAUUGUCCUCAUCCCUUGGAUUGUAUUUGGGUCUAGAACUAUCAAGGGCAAGGUCACUUACAAAAAAGAACAAACAAUUUUGCUCAUGAGCUCAAGUUUAGAUUCAAGUAUUUCAUUCUAGUUUUGUAGGUGUAUGUAGCUUACAUUGAGAUCUUAAUUUAAGAUAAUAAGGCAGUCAGGUCAAGGUCACUGUUACUAACAACAAAACACAGUUUUUGCUUAAUAACUUUAUGUUGUAAGGAGUUAUUACACAAUAAUUGUGUGUUGCUGUCUUACCUGCACACCUAGCUUGGAUUUGCAUUUGGGCCAUUCACAAUAUCAGGUAAAGCGCAAGGUCACCAGUAACUAGGGAAAGGAAAACAGUUUCCCCUAUAUAACUUAGGUUUAGAUGGAGGUAUUGCACUGUAAGUUGCUUUCAUUUAGACAUUUAAAUUAUAAUUUGGGCUAGAUGGAUAGAAGUAAAGGUCACUGUUGAUGAAAUAGAAACAUAGUUUCUGAAAAUAGUUUCUGCUCAUUAAUUUGAGUUUGAAUGGUGAUGACUUUAGUAGAGAUGGCAUAAUUAUUACACAAUUAUAUGUUAUGUUUUUAACAUUGAAAACAUGUUUUUAUGGCUUUGCCAUGUUUCUUUUUGUAUCCAUUAUUUUCUGUACCAUCAUAGCUACAACAAAUUAAUACAUUUGUCACACAUAAAUAAACCCGGACCAGUGAUGAAUCUAAACUGUAUGUUUCUGAAUUGCAUUUACUAUCAAUCCAAACAAAACUGGUACUAUAUAAUACUAUAUUAAUUUAUGUAUCUACAUUGCUGUUUACUGAUUGUUUCAUGUUUUAUGUAGAUGUAUUACAAAUUUUGUUAUGUCUGUUUUGCAAAAUUAAGCCAUCUCAGCAAAUAUGAUCCAUGGAAAUAAAGAAGAGAAUCGUCUGUAAACUUAAUCUAUAGGUAAUUGAACCAACUGUUAUAAUUGUGAGCAAAUAAUCCCAGUCUUGAUCAGAGCCAAAUACAAAUAUGUUGAAUUUGUCAUGGUGUUCAUUAAUCCCAUUCCACAAAAGUGGGGUUACAGGAUUGCCUUUUUCCAGCCAUCGAACUGUCACUUCUUUAUCUAGGCUCUGAGAUUGCCAUUUUUCCCAGCUAUCUGUCUGUCACUUCAUUAUUUGGCUCCGAGAUUGCCUUUUUUCCACCCAUCUGUUUGGGGUCAGCUAAAAUUUUCUUAUUUUCAGGAAAUUUGGCUCAAAUAUUUUUGGUUAUUACAACCUGGAACUCAAUGAUUCACCAUGAGGUCAAAUUCUUGAGUUUCCAUUUUGUGUCUUCUUCAUUCAUAUCUCUUGUACUGUUAAAACCAUUUAAGGGUUCUUUGCCUAAAAUGGACUUGCAUUAACUUUUUAAAACUGCAGUCAUGUGCAGAAGUCAUACACCAGUUAAGUCAACACAAGUUCAAGGCCAAGGUCAUACUUGAAGGUUGCAUGAUUGAGUCUGUAUAUGUUUAUGUCCGUUUUUUGUCUGUAUUAUAUCUCUGAAGCCUUUGUCUUGUCUGUAUUAAAUCUCUGAAGCCUUUGUCUUGUCUGUAUUAUAUCUCUGAAGCCUUUGUCUUGUCUGUAUUAUAUCUAUGAAGCCUUUGUCUUUUCUGUAUUAUAUCUCUGAAGCCUUUGAACUUAUUUUCUUGAAACAUGCUUGAAAUCUUUAUCACAUUGAAGCAGUAUUGUGAAGGCAUGAAACAGUCAUGACAUCUCAAGGCCAAGGUUAACACUUGAAGGCCAAUAGGAUCAGGUUGGGGAUAUAGCAGUUUUUGGAUUGCCAUGUUGCAAUUUAAGAUAAUUAAUAAAACAUAUUGAAGAUAAAAAAUAUUUUCUAAACAUGUUUCAUUUGUAUUUCUUUACCCAGUCACGGAUUUGGAAGUUUUAAGGAUGAACUGUCCGUGCAUACAUGUGUUUUUCAUUCAUCACCCCUCAGUUUCAAUGUAUGUACGUACAUGUGACAAAGCUUUUGUUUUCAACUCCUCUAAUUACAUGUAUUUGGUGGAACUAGCUCAAAACUUUCACAGUUAAAUGAUUAUAAAGGAAGCAAUAUUAGGCUUCCAACAGUUUUGGCAAAAUUAUUACCCUUUGUCUUUUUGUCCUUUGCAGACUAUAAAGCAUCUUUUUUCUUUGUCCAAACAAUUGUUGUGGGAGCGUCAGUGUCUGUGACACAGUUCUAGAUUUGAAUAACAAUGUAUCACCUGUUAAAGAACAUCACAUGUUUAUUCUGAGUGGUUGUUGAUUAUUUAUUUAAAAAAAUUAAAAGUGCAUUUUU